Molecule: messenger RNA, 1493 nt
Organism: Branchiostoma floridae (Florida lancelet)
Lineage: Eukaryota; Metazoa; Chordata; Leptocardii; Amphioxiformes; Branchiostomatidae
Product: TAR DNA-binding protein 43-like
Exons: 5
Coding region: 90-1493 (467 amino acids)
Biological process (GO): regulation of gene expression
Cellular component (GO): nucleoplasm
Molecular function (GO): RNA binding
Source: RefSeq, a predicted model, not a curated record
AUGAAUAUGGUACAGUCUGCGUACCUUGCUCUUAUUUGCCGCCAUUUUGGAUAAAAAGUCGGACUUGAAUCCCACGUUAGCCAAUCAUCAUGCAGUACGUGCGCGUGACAGACGAUGAGAAUGACGAGCCGAUCGAGCUCCCGUCAGAGGACGAUGGCACGAUGCUGCUGUCCACCAUCAUGGCGCAGUUUCCCGGCGCGUGCGGGCUGAAGUUCCGCAACCCCGAGACGCAGACGAUGCGCGGGAUCCGGCUGGUGGACGGGAUCCUGCACCCACCCGAGGGGGUCUGGGGAUCGCAUCUCUUCAUCGUCGUCUUCCCAAAAGACAACAAGAGAAAAAUAGACGAGAGUCCAGAGAACAACCUGGUGAAACGGCCGCGGGAAAAGCUGAAGUGCAGCGACCUGAUUGUGCUUGGGCUUCCCUGGAAAACCACAGAGCAGGAGCUGAGAGAGUACAUGGAGCAGUAUGGAGAGGUGCUCAUGGUUCAGAUUAAGAAGGACCCGAAGACGGGAAACUCCAAAGGGUUCGGGUUCGUACGGUUCGCAGAGUACGAGGUCCAGCUGAAGGUCAUGACCCAGCGUCACAUGAUUGACGGGCGCUGGUGCGACGUGAAGAUUCCGCAUUCCAAGGUCGGCGACUUUGAGGAUGAGGGGGUGAACAUGAACGCGCUGCUCUCCCGGAAGGUGUUCAUUGGUCGCUGCACGGAAGACAUGUCGGCUGAGGAUCUGCGGGCCUACUUCCAACAGUUCGGGGAGGUCACGGACGUUUUCAUCCCCAAACCGUUCCGAGCGUUCGCCUUCGUGACCUUCCAGGACGGCGAAACGGCACAGAACCUCUGCGGAGAGGACCACAUCAUCAAGGGCGCGAGCGUUCACGUCAGCAACGCCGAACCAAAGCACUACCAGCAGCAGAUGAUGCAACAACAGGGAAACUUCGGGCAGUCCGGGGGCCGGCCCAGCCGCGGGCAACAGAACCAGGGAUACAACCAGUUUGGAAACCAGUUCGGCAACCAGUUUGGGUACCAGAGCCAGCCCAACCAGGUCGGGUUUAACCAGAUGGGGGGGAACUUCAAGGGGAACAGUCCAAACAACAUGGGGGGGAACCAGCAGGGGAUGCCAAAUAACCUGGGGGCCCUCGCGGCAUCGAUCGGGGGGUUCCAGAUCAACCCGGCCAUGGUGGCUGCCGCACAGGCCGCGCUCGGACAGAGCUGGGGCAUGAUGGGAAUGUUAGCGAACCAGGGUCAAGGUCAGCAGCAGCAGGGUCAAGGUCAGGGGCCGCAGCAGGGGAGUAAUCAGAAGAGCCAGAUGGGGGAUUCCUCGCAAGGGGGGUAUGGGAACCAGGGGGGUGCGAGUGGGUACACCAGUAUCGGGUGGGGAGGGGGGAGUCAGAGCGGGGACGGGGCUAGUGGGGGGAUGGGGACGACCCAGGGGGGUACGGGGUACGGCUACCAGCAGGGGGGUAUGAAGGACGGGCCCUCAGGGUGGGGGAUGUGA